This is a messenger RNA of Sporothrix brasiliensis 5110, 237 nucleotides long. RefSeq lists its product as uncharacterized. The record is from RefSeq and is a predicted model, not a curated record. The transcript is spliced from 2 exons. The coding region runs from base 1 to 237 and encodes 78 amino acids. Lineage: Eukaryota; Fungi; Ascomycota; Sordariomycetes; Ophiostomatales; Ophiostomataceae.
AUGCCCCAGCCGAUCCUCCUUGCAUCGUCCAGCUUCACUGCCAUCCUCUGCCCGAUCUCUUCGGCACACCUGGCGCCUCCACAGCAGCGACCGUGCUGGCCCUGUCCCGUCAAGAACGCCGGGGGAGGCACACGCAACGAGGCAGAUUGCGCUCCUAGCCGGGGUCUGGACGACGUCGGUGCAGCAUCACUCUCCCACCCCGUUCUAGCCGACCUUGGCCCGUCCCGUGGCUCCUAA